This is a messenger RNA of Budorcas taxicolor (takin), 1791 nucleotides long. RefSeq names its product MAGUK p55 scaffold protein 3 (gene MPP3). Gene Ontology annotation, cellular component: cell-cell junction; plasma membrane. The transcript has 18 exons. The record is from RefSeq and is a predicted model, not a curated record. Gene Ontology annotation, molecular function: protein binding. NCBI's taxonomy places the organism in Eukaryota, Metazoa, Chordata, Mammalia, Artiodactyla, Bovidae. The coding region runs from base 1 to 1791 and encodes 596 amino acids.
AUGCCGGUGCUGUCUGAGGACUCCGGUUUGCAUGAAACCCUGGCACUACUGACCUCUCAGCUGAGACCUGACUCUAACCACAAGGAAGAGAUGGGCUUUCUGAGGGAUGUUUUUAGUGAAAAAAGCCUCAGUUAUUUAAUGAAGAUUCACGAGAAGCUUCGCUAUUACGAGAGGCAAAGUCCAACCCCUGUCCUGCACAGCGCUGUGGCCCUCGCCGAGGAUCCAUCUGUGGCCUUCUCUCUCCUUCCCCUGCAGGUGAUGGAGGAGCUGCAGGCUGCCUCCGUGCACAGCGACGAGAGGGAGCUGCUCCAGCUGCUGUCCACCCCCCACCUCAGGGCCAUGCUCAUGGUACACGACACAGUCGCCCAGAAGAAUUUUGACCCCGUUCUUCCCCCUCUGCCCGAUAAUAUUGACGAGGAUUUUGAUGAAGAAUCAGUGAAGAUUGUCCGCCUGGUGAAAAACAAGGAACCCUUGGGGGCCACCAUCCGGCGAGAUGAGCACUCAGGGGCUGUCGUGGUGGCCAGGAUCAUGCGAGGGGGCGCAGCAGACCGGAGCGGCCUGGUCCACGUUGGAGACGAGCUCCGGGAAGUGAACGGGAUCACAGUCCUGCACAAGCGGCCCGACGAGAUUAGCCAGAUUCUGGCGCAGUCCCAGGGAUCCAUCACCCUGAAAAUCAUCCCAGCCACCCAGGAGGAAGACCGCCUAAAGGACAGCAAGGUGUUCAUGCGGGCCCUCUUCCACUACAACCCUCGGGAAGACCGGGCCAUUCCCUGCCAGGAGGCAGGCCUGCCCUUCCAGCGCAGGCAGGUCCUGGAGGUGGUGAGUCAGGAUGACCCCACGUGGUGGCAGGCCAAGCGAGUGGGGGACACCAACCUUCGAGCUGGCCUCAUCCCUUCCAAGCAGUUCCAGGAAAGGCGACUGAACUACCGGAGAGCCACAGGCACCCUGCCGAGUCCCCAGAGCCUCAAGAAGCCCCCCUAUGAUGAGCCCUGUGACAAAGAGACCUGUGACUGUGAGGGGUAUUUCAAAGGACACUACGUGGCUGGUCUUCGGAGGAGCUUCCGGCUGGGCCGCAGAGAGAGACUGGGAAGCCCACAGGAAGGAAAGACGUCUGCAGUAGCUGAGUCUUCAGAGCUGCCGACUUAUGAGGAGGUGACCAGGUACCAGCACCAGCCUGGCGAGCGGCCCCGCCUGGUGGUUCUGAUUGGGUCUCUGGGAGCCCGACUACACGAGCUGAAGCAGAAGGUGGUGGCAGAGAACCCUCAGCACUUCGGUGUUGCCAUUCCACAUACCACCAGGCCCCGGAAGAGCCAUGAGAAGGAAGGAGUAGAGUAUCACUUUGUCUCUAGGCAAACAUUUGAGGCCGACUUGCAUCACAACAAGUUCCUGGAGCAUGGUGAAUAUAAGGAAAACCUCUACGGAACCAGCCUGGAAGCCAUUCGGGUUGUGAUGGCCAAAAACAAAGUUUGUUUGGUGGACGUGGAGCCAGAUGCACUGCAACAACUGAGGACCUCAGAGUUUAAACCCUAUGUUAUAUUUGUAAAACCUGCAGUUCAGGAAAAAAGGAAGACGCCACCCAUGUCUCCAGCUUGUGAGGACUCAGCAGCCCCACUUGAUGAGGAGCAGCAAGAGAUGGCCGCCUCUGCCUCCUUCAUAGACCAGCAUUACGGGCACCUGGUGGAUGCUGUACUGGUAAAGGAGGACCUCCAGAGUGCGUACAGCCAGCUCAGAGCACUCUUAGAGAGGCUGAGCAAGGACACUCACUGGGUACCUAUUAGUUGGGUCAGGUAA